UUAGGACAUCUGAAUUAAGCAUUUAUUCAAUUUUCUUUGGUAAUUUCUCCGAGUAUAAUGAAAGUUAGAAUACAGGCAAUCCAUAAUAAUAUAUUGAACAUUUGUUAUUAUUUUCUUUUUAUCUUUCUAAUGUCAAUAACAAUCGUAGAUUUAAACUUUAACAAACUAGCCGCUAGCUCUGUUCUGAAUAAUAGGUUCUCGAACUCGGUGAUUUGCAUCAUUGCUUUCAAUUUUUUUUGAUGAUAAUAAUAUAUCACGAAUGCACGAUACUGUGGUGAGGUGAACGAAGCGGGACCAGUGCCCAAUACCCGUUCACCAUAUCCUGUCCGGCUUUUUUCCGUUAAAAUUGUAUAUAGAUAAUUAUUAUAUACAGUAUGUAUAAUACCCACGUACCUAUAUCAUAAGCGAUUUUACGAAUGCACUAUUCUUACACACAGUAUCCAACAAUAAAUAUGAAAUUCAAUUCAGAAAGAUGCGUAGGUAUAAUUGAGAAUUUUAAAAUUGUUAUACAGCCAUUCGAAUAUUUUAAUCAUAAAGGCAACAUCCGAUGCCUAUUCAAAGGUUUAUUAUUUUAUAUCAAACAAUAUCGAAACAUCGAAAUUCGAUUAUCCUCAUUGCCUCCGAAAGAAAAACAAUAAAACGGUCAUAUUAUAACUUUUUUUAUAAAAACUUUGCAGAAACAAUCAAAGUUUAAACAACAAAGGUUGGUGUGUCCAUAUUCUGUGGACCAGUGUGUUGUGGAUUAUUUUCCUCGCAGUGUUACCAGCAAGCGUAUAUUGUAAACACACUUAGUCACAUUCGUACGAAACUGUUGACGUUCGUUCAUAAUAUUUGUAAUAUUAUUUCAUUCCGACGUGGCAAAAUUCAAUAUUACAUUUCAAGUGGAUCAUUAUCAUUCAUAAUUUCAUAAUUUCAUCAUUACUGAUAUGAUUUACCCACAGUCUGAUAAUAAGUUUUGUUUAUUAAAAUUGAUCGAAAAUUUUUUUCAGUGAUGUUUCACUAUUGCGCAAUUUAUUUAUGCUCAGAACCGCCAGAACCCUUAUCAACAUAUACACUUGCACUUUAUCACAAGACAUUUUAAUUCUCAACCCACUACUCACCGGCCACCACCUUCUUAUCGAUUUAAUAAUAUUUUACGGGAUAUUUAGUUGUCAAUGUAUUAAGUAUUUCGUAGUUUUAUAUUCGAUAUAGGCCAGUAAAAGUAGAUUAUUGCAUUUUGGAAAUCACCACUGCAGUGACGCAUAGACAGUCCAGCCUUCAGAUAUAAUCUAUAAUUUAUUCUUUAGUGUUACUUAUAUCACAGAACAUUAGAACAACGAUAUCAGGGUACAUCAUCAUUUCAUAAUAGUGUGUAUUUUAUUCGAGUUAUUUUAAACCGUUUUCAUUCUUAUUUUCUGUUUUAAUGGAAGUCUAAAGUUCAUAAAUACGAAUAAAAAAACUUUAAUAUAAAGCAAUCAAACAAAUAGGAAAUAACUAGCGAAAUAUAUAUUAAAUGAUAUUGCACAAUUCGACCUAUUCAACCCAUUAGACAGUGAAUAUACAUCAGCUGUAUCCGUAUAAUCAGUUGAUAAGUGUAUCUAUAUAAUAUUGAAACAUAAAUUUGUGGAGUGCAGUCAACGGUUGAGCUCAGUACAAGACACAUCAUUCAAUUCAUCUCGCACAGCCAAAAUGAUGAAUGAACAAUUAAUUGGAGUAAUUGAUGUCGAAUCUGAGAUAGUCAAAUUCUCCAUUCUCAACCACAGUGGAAAUAUUGUGUUGGAUUCAUACAGGCACAUCAAACUAAUAAAACCAUACCCUGGUUGGGUUGAAGUAGAUGCUGAAAAUAUUUGGAAUGCAUUGUGUGCUACUAUUAAUGAGGUAAUAGUUAAAUUAGAAUUAAAAAAUUUAUCAAAAGAUAACAUUAAGAUAAUUGGGAUUAUAAAUGAAAGAGAUACUGUAUUAGCAUGGGAUUUAGAAUCGAGUAAACCGCUCUGCAAUGCAAUUCAUUACACCGAUACUCGUACAGACACCAUCAUUCAAGACUGUAUAUUAAAUUGUCCAAAAGAACUUGAUGAUAUUGAAGACGCAACUGGUUCAAAAGUAACAUCAAUGUUCAGUGGAAUUAAAUUAAAAUGGAUAAUUAAUAAUACACAUAUUAUUCAACACCCUACUACUAUGAAGAAUAUUAAAUUUGGAACAUUGGAUACUUGGAUAGUUUGGAAGCUUACUAAAGGUAAUUUAUAUGUGACGGACAUAACCAACGCUUCUCGGACAUUAUUAAUGAAUUUAAAAACUUUGGAGUGGUCUUUAGAUGCCUGUAGAUUUUUUAAUGUUCCAAUUUCUUUGCUGCCAACAAUUAAGAGUUCUUCUGAACACUAUGGAACUAUAGAAGAAACACCUUUAAAAGGUAUAUCAAUUGGAUCAAUAUUUGCUGAUCAUCAAGCUGCUUUGUAUGGGUUACAUUUUGAUAAACCUGGUCAAAUAAUGAGUAAUUACGGUGAUAGUUGUACAGUGUCUUGUAUUAUAGGAACAGAAUUUAAAAGGUCUAAUAAUGGAUUAAUUACAACAGUAGCAUACAAAAUUGAUAAAGAACCAGCAGUUUAUGCUUUUGAAGGUUGGACAUCAGUCGGUGGUAAAGCGAUAGAAUGGCUAAAGAAUAAUAUGAAAAUUGUAGACAGCGACAAAGAAAUAGAAUCAUUAAACAUAGAUGCAAGUGAUGUAUAUUUUGUACCGGCUUUUAAUGGAUUAGCAGCACCACAUUGGAAACCAGAUGCAAGAGGUAUUAUAUGUGGUAUGACUCAUUUUACUAACAAAAAACAUAUAAUUCGAGCUGCAUUAGAAGCAUUUUGCUUUCAUACCAAAGAUGUAUGUGUUGCAUUUGAAAAGGAUACAAAUAUAGUUCCAUCACAGUUAUUUGUAGAUGGUCUUUAUUCUAUUUACAAUAAUAUAUUAAGUUAUCAAGCUGAUAUUUUGGGAGUAGACGUAAUGAGCUCACAAAUGACUGACGACAUGGCUAUCUAUGGUUCAGCUAAAGCAGCUGCAAGAGUCUUAAAUAUUUCACUAGGAAGUCAUCAGUGGUCACUUAACAUAUUAAAACCAACAACAACAGAAGAAGAACAAAAAAAUCGGUAUUCAAAAUGGUUAAAAGCUAUAAGGCGUAGUACUGGAGUAUCAAAACCACAACAACAUUGUCAAACAAUAAAUAAAUAUAAUAAUUUUAGUUCAAACUUUUUAUCCACAGCAUACUUAAUGGCUAUGAUGGGUAUGAUGGUUUUUUCAGAUAAGAAUUAAGAUUUCAUUAAAAAAUAUGCAAUUGUUGAUAAAGAAACAAAUAAAGUUACCCAAAUAUAAACUAUUAUUUUAAUUUUGUGAAAUCUUUUAGUACCUAGGUUAAUUUUUGUU
This is a messenger RNA of Acyrthosiphon pisum (pea aphid), 3381 nucleotides long. Its product is annotated as glycerol kinase-like. NCBI's taxonomy places the organism in Eukaryota, Metazoa, Arthropoda, Insecta, Hemiptera, Aphididae. The coding region runs from base 1669 to 3270 and encodes 533 amino acids. The record is from RefSeq and is a predicted model, not a curated record. Gene Ontology annotation, cellular component: mitochondrion. Gene Ontology annotation, molecular function: glycerol kinase activity. Gene Ontology annotation, biological process: glycerol metabolic process; glycerol-3-phosphate biosynthetic process; phosphorylation. The transcript has a single exon.